Messenger RNA from Bradysia coprophila, 2985 nucleotides. Its product is annotated as 1-acylglycerol-3-phosphate O-acyltransferase Pnpla3-like. The record is from RefSeq and is a predicted model, not a curated record. Gene Ontology annotation, biological process: lipid homeostasis; triglyceride catabolic process. Gene Ontology annotation, molecular function: triacylglycerol lipase activity. Gene Ontology annotation, cellular component: lipid droplet; cytoplasm; membrane. Lineage: Eukaryota; Metazoa; Arthropoda; Insecta; Diptera; Sciaridae.
ACCGAACAGUAAGUGUUAAACAGUGGUUGAUGAAUGUUGUGUUGCAAAAAAAAAAACCAUCAGUGAUCAGACCAUUAAAAUUUAUACUUAAGUGAUUUCUACACAUGAUUCAAAACAAUAACGACAACAAUUCGAUUUAUUGUGAGAAAAUCAACAAAUUUAUCAAUUUUGUGAAGUGCAAUUUUUGAUUGACUCGUUUACAGAACCACAAUUUCUCAAAGUGUUAGUAGUGCGGUUGUGUACAAAGCCAUCCAAUUUUUGUUUUCUAUUGAAAUAUAUACUUUAUGUAAUUUCUAGUUGACUUGAAGUCAAUAUUUAUUUGAUAGUUUUGUAUCUGUGUGUUUUUUGUUACGUUAUUUGAUUUACAAUGUGGAUGAGAUGAUAAGCAGAUAAAAGUAACGAAUUCGAACGCGGAUUAAAAACGAAGUGAAAUAGACAUAUUACAUACAAUAGGAGACCUUAUCAGAGCGUAUACGGAAAAACGGUUUCAUUAGUCAGUUGACGUGCAGUCAAUAAGCACGCACAUUCAUAUACUAUACACAAUUUUGGUUUAGUUUCUAGUUGUGAACAUAAACACAAAAUAUUUUUUUUGUUCGGAUUUUGGAAAGAGAAGUUGGAGAAGAAUUACCGUUUAAAAAUUUCCGAUACAAUUUGGGCUACAAUUUUAAGCAUUCCAUCCGAGUGUUCGGUAAUUAACAUCACAGUUCGAAAAUAAGUUCAAGUUUGCAAUCAAAUAGUCGACCUCUUUUGGGCAAAUUAUUUCCGUUCGUUUGGAAAAAGGAAAAAAAAUGAAUUUGUCAUUUGCUGGUUGUGGAUUCCUGGGAAUCUAUCAUGUUGGGGUCGCCGUUUGUUUCAAGAAAUAUGCACCUCAUCUAUUGUUGGACAAAAUUAGUGGAGCAUCCGUUGGAGCGUUAGCUUCCACUUGUCUUUUGUGUGAUAUGCCUUUGGGUGAAAUGACAUCGGAUUUCUUUCGAAUUGUCAAUGAAGCUCGAUCACAUUCCCUUGGACCAUUCAGUCCAUCAUUUAACAUUCAAACAUGCCUAUUGGAAGGAUUGCAAAAGUUCCUCCCGGCCAACGCUCACGAAUUGGUAAGCGGACGAUUGCACAUUUCGUUGACUCGGGUCUACGAUGGAAAGAAUGUGAUUGUGUCCAAGUUCAACAGUCGCGAGGAAGUGCUACAAGCAUUGCUGUGUGCCUGUUUUAUUCCUGGAUUUUCUGGAUUACUGCCACCACGAUUCCAGGGUGUACGUUACAUGGAUGGAGCAUUUUCGGAUAAUUUGCCAGUGCUCGACGAGAACACCAUAACUGUGAGCCCAUUCUGUGGCGAAAGUGAUAUAUGUCCAAGGGAUGAGACUGCUCAACUAUAUCACGUUAAUUGGGCUAACACAAGCAUUGAACUAUCCCGGCAAAAUAUACACCGUUUUGGACGCAUAUUAUUCCCACCUAAGCCAGAGGUGUUGUCAAAUAUGUGCCAACAGGGUUUCGACGAUGCGUUGAGUUUCCUACAUAGAAAUGAUUUAAUUAGCUGUACGAGAUGUUUGGCUGUUCAAUCAACAUUCGACGUUCAGGAAAACGUCCAAGAUAGUCUACGAGAAACUGGUCAGGAAGACUACGAUCCCGAAUGCAAGGAAUGUAUAAAGCAUAGAAAGGAAGCUUUGAUUGAUAAUAUGCCUGAGACUGUUCUGACCGUUUUCCAAACAUACAUUGAAUCGGCUAAUAAAGGACUUGCCAACUGGAUUUUUAAACACCGUGGCGCGAAACUAUUAAAGACUCUCUCUCUACCAGCAACUUUACCAGCUGACAUUGUGUGUGCAACACUAACCAAGCUUUUACUAAUUACUAACAAUGUUGCCAGUUAUGUUGGUGACUCAGUAGAGCGAAGAGAAUUUCGGUUUAUGGUACUCGCCAACAUUGUUAAAUCUUCGAAAAAAUUGCGCAAAUUUUGCACUCACGAUACAUUAGUUGCCGGUAAUUUCAACAGAAUUUUAGCCGCUACACCAUGCAUCAAAGAUCGCAUACACACCUUAAUCAAAUACAUUAUGAGCCAGAUAGACUUAAUACUCAGCCACAAGAAGCGACAAAAGAUGACCGCAAACAUUUCAUGCCAAUUGUCACUAACCGAGUUCGGCAAUGUGCCAAAAUCCAAGCAUUUAUCCCAUCGAUCAUCGAAGGUCGAUGUAUUAUUUAACGAAAACGAAAUAUCCACUACGAUCGAUAAUGACAAAUACCAUACACCAUACAUUUCUGCGUUAGACAAGCAUCAUGACUUUGGUACGGUUGAUUUCGAUACCUUCGAUCAUAUUCUAACUGUAACAUCCGAACACGAUGCUGUCUAUGCGUAUUAUUACAUGGACGAAAAUAAUAAAGUCAAAGUAACCGAAAUUUUCGAUAUGACGGACAGUGAUAGUCCGGAAAUGCAAUCGUUACACGAACGAGAAAUAAAUCAGCAAUUGCAGUUCGAUGCUGAACUGGAUCUAACUGAGCCAGAUUUUUUGUGGGGAGAACAUCACAGACAAAACACCAUGAUCGAUAUAGAAGACGAAGACGAAUUCUAUAAAUCGAUCAGUGAAACGUUACUGGAAAUCGAAGAAAUGGGCGGUAGUAAUAAUUCAAGUGAAAUUUUUACUUAAAAUUAUUUCGAGAAACGAAACGAACUUUUUUUUGAAAUCGACUCAAUAUGAAUAGUGAGAAACAACAAUGGAAAAUUUAUUGUAAAAAAAAGGAAAGGAAGGAAAUUUGAAUAUUAUUUGCUGAAUUCAGAUUCAGCACAAAAAUACGAAGAUUGUGUGAUCGAUAAUCAUGUCAAUAUUUUUACAAAUAUAAAUAAAUUAGGAGAAAUCGUUUUUAAUUUAUUUGAUGAUAUUUCCUUUAAAAUUUUAUUUAACAUUUCUAUUAGCCUUAAAAUUAAAUCAAAAUGAAUAACGAUACGAAAUUAUAGUUGGUAAGAUAGUAAGCAUAAGUAAAUAAGGUAAUUGAUGCCAAAAA